AUGAUUUCGAACAGACUAGCAACGCUUGCUUCGCUUACAUCAUGCGUCGCAUUAUCGCAAGCCGCCAGUCCGUGGCCAAUAACUUUUAGUUCUAAUGAGACGGUUGGGCCCGACGGGCCGUGGAACGUAAUCACAUUCAACAUCGAUUUCCCAGACCAGACACAAUGGUUCCUCCCCUCGCUCCUCGAAACCUCCGUCAUCGUCAACGCCAGCGCCUGCACCUCGCAGCAAUCCAACUGCCAAUCGCCGGCGACGGGCAUGUGGAAGGGCAGCGGCGCGCAAUUGCUGCGCGCCGCCAUGAACAGCGCGACCUUCGGGCCCGACGCGUGGAACGACGAAGCCGGGAUAUACACGACGGCCGUCAUGGGCCUCGAGGGGACGCUGCGCUACGUGUCGGACCGCUUCACGCUGAGUGCUGACGGCGACACCGAGUACCUGAACAUGGUCGCGACGGCCGUGGCGGACAACGUGUCGGUGACGUAUCCGGGCGGGCAGGCGUACACGCUGGAUGUUGGAUACUUGUCGCUGUACGGCGGCGCGGCCACGUUCAACUGGACGGCGGCCGACGGCGAGACGGCCGUGUCGCAGAACCUGACGCUGCCGCGCGCGUAUAAUCAGAGUGCCAUCCCGAGCAUCAGCUACGGCCUGCACGUGGGGUCCGCGGCGCACGGCGUGCCGGGAAGCUUGUACUGGGGCGGCUACGACCAGGCGCGCGUCAUCGGGGACCCCGUGUCCGCGGCCGCGGACAACGGCUUCUUCUCGCUGGUCGACGUGUCGUUGGGCGUGGAAUCGGGUGAAAGCGCCUUGCUGAACACCACCUCGUCCUCGGUGACCGGCCUCCUCGACACAAGCACGGCCACCUCCCUCACCACCCGCGCCGACCCGGGCGUCCCGUACCUCUACCUCCCCGGCUCCACCUGCGCCUCCAUCGCCGCGCACCUUCCGGUCAACUACGACGCCGACUACGGGCUGUACAUCUGGGACACCACCGCAGAUUCGUACGAACAACUAGUCACCUCUCCGCACCACCUCUCCUUCACCUUCGCGUCCAACACCACCAUCGCCGUGCCCCUCGCCCUCCUCAACCUCACCCUCAGCUCCCGCGUCACCGACUCCGCCGGCGGCUCGACGUACUUUCCCUGCCGACCCUACACAGCUACUUCAUCCAGCGACCAGCAGCCCGAAGCCAUCCUCGGCCGCGCCUUCCUGCAGGCGGCGUUCCUGGGUCAGAACUGGCAGAGCGGCGCGACGUGGUUGGCGCAGGCGCCGGGCCCGGCGGGCAUAAACGGUAACGGUGUGGCUGAGGAAGUGGUGGUGAAGACUAUCGAGGAGGCCGAUACGGAGCUGACGCGGACGACGGGCGCGCCUGGGUGGGCGGAGACGUGGAAGGGCGUGUUGAACGCGCUGGAGGAGGGGGAGGGCGGGUCGACGACGACGGAUACGGGAAGUGAUGAUAGUGAGAGCGUGGAAGAGGGCUUGUCUGCGGGCGCGAAGGCGGGGGUGGGCGUUGGCGCGGCGGUCGUGGUUGUGGGUGUUGUGGUGGGUGUGGUGUGGUGGUUGCGGAGGGGAAAGAAGGACAAUAAGACUGCGGGCGGCGCGGCCAUGGCGGCGGAGAUGGGAUCGGGUCCGGAGCAACAGCACCUACAACAGCAGCAGCCGCUGUGGGGAACGCAAAGCGGGGAGCUGGCGGGGAGAGAGGUCGUGGAGAUGGCUGGGGGCCACAAGUGGCCAGGGGAAUUGGAGAGCUACCAUCAUGCAAGCGAGCUGGACGCAGGGCACCCGGGGACAGGCAGGCCAGCGUAA
Lasiodiplodia theobromae is the source of this 1803-nucleotide messenger RNA. RefSeq names its product Aspartic-type endopeptidase. The transcript is spliced from 3 exons. The record is from RefSeq and is a predicted model, not a curated record. The coding region runs from base 1 to 1803 and encodes 600 amino acids. Lineage: Eukaryota; Fungi; Ascomycota; Dothideomycetes; Botryosphaeriales; Botryosphaeriaceae.